This is a messenger RNA of Fusarium redolens, 752 nucleotides long. RefSeq lists its product as uncharacterized. The record is from RefSeq and is a predicted model, not a curated record. NCBI's taxonomy places the organism in Eukaryota, Fungi, Ascomycota, Sordariomycetes, Hypocreales, Nectriaceae. The transcript has a single exon. The coding region runs from base 147 to 626 and encodes 159 amino acids.
CCACAGCGGGGCAUCGGCACUCCAGGUUCCAUUUAUGUAUUUUUAUAACAAUGUUAUCUUAUACUCCUCCUCAUUUCAUGGCUUUACAAACGCAUACCCUACAAGUACUUUCAUUCGCAAUCACCAUCUCAUCUAACGAUUAAAUCAUGACAACAAACGACAACACACCGAGUCUAGAAGCAAUUCUCCAACGUCUUCAACUCCUCGAAGACAAAGACGCACUAGCAACACUUCUCAACCGCUACUGCAACACGGCGGACGACCACAAAUGGGACGAAUUCGCCGACUGUUUCGUUCCCAACGGUGUUCUCGGCUUCGAAAGCUGGGGCGAUGUUGUGGGUGUUGAAAACAUCGCUGCUGCUGCUCGCGGGGCAGAAGACAGGUUUCAAGGCCUGCAGCACUCAAUGAGCAAUCUGCAGUUCACAGUCAGUGGAGACGCGGCCGAGGGGAGAUGCUAUCUCUGGUUUUCUGCGACGAUGGAUACGAGCAAGCCUCAUGAGUAUCACGCCUUUGGAGGACAUUAUCGGUUCAAGUUUCAGCGGACGGACAAGGGAUGGAAGAUAUCGAGGAUGCAGCUCAAGAAGAUUUGGGCGCAAAAUGAGGAUACAGAGGGAGUUUUCGGUUAAUCAUUUCGAGAAGAGAAUUAGCUGGAAGAGCUUAGUUUAAUAUAUGUCUGCCUCUAUAUCUAAGCUCUUGUGUGAAUAUCCAUUACAUCAAUUACCAGCAAGACCUAGAAGCGGCCCAGACUUAGG